This is a messenger RNA of Phycomyces blakesleeanus NRRL 1555(-), 1263 nucleotides long. RefSeq lists its product as hypothetical. The transcript is spliced from 2 exons. Gene Ontology annotation, molecular function: ubiquitin protein ligase binding; protein-macromolecule adaptor activity. NCBI's taxonomy places the organism in Eukaryota, Fungi, Mucoromycota, Mucoromycetes, Mucorales, Phycomycetaceae. Gene Ontology annotation, biological process: ubiquitin-dependent endocytosis. The record is from RefSeq and is a predicted model, not a curated record. The coding region runs from base 1 to 1263 and encodes 420 amino acids. Gene Ontology annotation, cellular component: cytosol; cytoplasm; plasma membrane.
AUGCCGGUGCCGUUCUUCCCUGCCAGCAAACACCUCACUAUCGAACUGGCUGAGCCGGUAACAAUUUUGAGAGGACCACCCACUGAUCCAGCUACUCAUGUUCUCCGAGGAGAAGUUGAAUUGGUUCUAUCAAAACCUAUACAUGCCUGUGAUGUGAUAGUCCAAUUAGUAGGUAGAUCUUAUAUGCUGUGGCCAGAAGGUCUCGGGUCGCGCGGAAAGGUGUAUCAUGAAAAAACUAUUCAUGAGCAAAACCUUAUUCUCCAGACAUUACCAGAAGAUCAAUCGGUCAUGAUCCCGGCCGGAUUGAAUCGUUGGCCAUUCACAUUUCUCUUACCGAACACAAUGGUGGAGACGAUCGAAGAUGAAAUAGCAAAAGUAUAUUAUUAUGUUAAUGCGACAGUUCAUCGAAAUGGGCUGGGUACAAAUAUAAGAUGCAGACGCAACAUCAUGCUCCUCCGUACAUUGACAUCCUCAGAUGCAUCCCUCAUUUCGUACGCUCUACCAAGUCCUUCGAUUGUAGUAGAUCGUAAAUUUGAUGCCUGUGACGCCACAAUUUGUAUCGAUAAAGCGAUAGCUUCAUCUGGAACACAGUUUCCUAUUUCAGUUAUACUUGCACCUCAUCUUAAACAUGUUCACCUAGAAUCAAUAGCAAUUGUCCUAACUGAAAGAAGAGUCUAUCAACUACCGGAGUUCAAUGCAUAUCGCAAAGAAUCCCACGAUUACAAACUCCAAUUGACGUCUGUGACCAACCUAGAGGACCCUUCUUUGGCAUUGAAUGGGCUUGUACCAUGUUCCGACGUACCACUGACACACCUUAGAAGAGCACUUGCGGCCAAGAAUGCUCACAUCCCGCUCUCAAAUCCCUUCCAACAUCGCUUUAUUUUUACCUUGCCAAACUGCCUCACACUUAACCACACUACCUUUUUUUCUCAGAUGAAGUUUAAUCACAACCUUCGGAUUCAUAUCGAACUUUCCGUCCCAGAUUCUUCUGAAAGGGUCCAGAUACACCUCGAUACACCCAUCACAAUCUUAGACUGUCGCUUAAAGGAAGAGUUUGCGACAUUGCCUACCUACAAAGAAGCAUUGAGCGACCCCAUGGUCGAUGCCCAGAACACAUUAGAAAAGCCGGGGUUUUUUCUUUGUCCGUGUUACCUUGAUUUUAAGAAGAAGAGUCGACAGGCAGGAAGGCAAGAAUGGAUGAUGGUUCGCCAAAAUGGUGGAGCACCUAUGCAACCCCCUCCACCAUAUUCAUUUUCUAGAUAA